Diachasma alloeum is the source of this 1508-nucleotide messenger RNA. It is a transcript of the gene Snm1, whose product is annotated as protein artemis. The coding region runs from base 11 to 1264 and encodes 417 amino acids. Gene Ontology annotation, biological process: double-strand break repair via nonhomologous end joining; protection from non-homologous end joining at telomere; interstrand cross-link repair. The transcript has a single exon. NCBI's taxonomy places the organism in Eukaryota, Metazoa, Arthropoda, Insecta, Hymenoptera, Braconidae. The record is from RefSeq and is a predicted model, not a curated record. Gene Ontology annotation, molecular function: 5'-3' DNA exonuclease activity; damaged DNA binding.
UGUCGACAAAAUGUCGACAUUUCGGGGAAUCAUUGAGGAAUUACCAGGAAUCUCAGUGGAUAGAUUCGAGGAGGCUAAUCGCAGCUCCAGUACAGUCUUCUUUCUCAGCCACUUUCAUUGCGACCAUAGAGUGGGUCUAGACCAGUCGUUCUUUCAACAAUUAACUGAGAAGAAUCAGUACCUCUACUGUUCACCGCUCACAAAAAAUUUUAUAGUGACAAAGUGGAAUUUAGGUUCAAUGCCCGAUAGAAUUAGAGAAAUAACAGCCUGUAAUCCAAUUGUUGUUAGCUAUAGAGAUCCAAAUGUUGGAGAUUCAGAUGGCAAUUGUGAUCUAGUGGUUACGGUAACUGCGGUACCAGCUGGACACUGUCCAGGAUCAAUCAUGCUUCUGUUUGAAGCUAAUAGAGACAAUAAGUAUGUAACUGUAUUGUGCACUGGGGAUUUUCGUAUUCAUCCCGAAGACUUUGCGAAAUUGAAGCCACUGCAUGUUAAAGUUAAUGGUAAACUCGUGCCCAAGGCACUGGACAAUAUUUACCUCGACACAACUUUUUAUGACGAGAGGCUCGAGCAUUUGCCCAGUAGGCAGGAGGCUCUAGGCCACAUUGUUCCCGUUGUUCAGGAUUGGUUGAGACAGAGUGACAAGAAUUUUAUUGUUAUUGAAACAUCAGCUGAUUAUGGCUCUGAGGAUUUGUUCAGCAAGCUGUCAGCUGCUGUUAAGCAACGGAUCCACGUGAGGAAUUGGGUUCAAGAGAGUUACAGAUAUAUUCCGGAAUCGUCUGUGUAUUCCACUGAGAAUACUCAUGACACUCGGGUUCAUGCGUGCAUGAUGAAACAACAGGCGAGAUUUAGGACAAAUAAUAGUAAUCCUUUGAUCUGUAGGAGCGAAGUUAAGGCGGAGAACAUUCUGACUAUUGUUCCUUCUGUAUUGAGGUGGAUUGGGAAAGAUUUAUCGAAGGGGGUUACUGAAUGGGAAGACAGAAGAUUUUACGUCUGCUACUCGUGCCAUGCUUCUUACAGUGAAUUAAGAGAAUUUAUUGAUUAUUUUAAACCAAGAAAAAUCCAUCCUUGUGUUGUUCCUGGUGUUAAAGAUGCGUGGUGUCCUGAGUCUCAAGAGAAAUUUAGAGAAUUUCAAGCGAAAAUCAAUUAUGCGCAUUUGAGAGCUCCGGAAGGGAGGGCUAAGAGUCUUGAUUGUGAUUUUAUGGAGUAUAAGUCUUUUAAGAGACUAAGACCGAAAACUGACAAAUCAUCCGAUGACGAUUUUUAAUUAUUUUAUAAACUUGAGACUAAGUUUUACCAUUAAUUUUACCAUUGCAUGUUGAUGCUCAUGGGUACUAAGAGUUUUAAUGGUGUUUUUAUGGAGUAUAAAUCUUUUAAGAGAUCAAAACUUAAACUUGACAAUUUAUCCGAUGACGAUUUUUAAUUGUUUUGUAAAUUUAAGACUAAGUUUUAAUUAUUUUUUAUUUUUUAACUGGCGAAGUCAUAUUCUCAAUCAAGUAUUGAAGUUUUAU